Helianthus annuus (common sunflower) is the source of this 1050-nucleotide messenger RNA. Its product is annotated as trihelix transcription factor GT-3b. The coding region runs from base 130 to 951 and encodes 273 amino acids. The record is from RefSeq and is a predicted model, not a curated record. Lineage: Eukaryota; Viridiplantae; Streptophyta; Magnoliopsida; Asterales; Asteraceae. The transcript has 2 exons.
CCUUGAAUUCACACACACACGGCAAAAUAUAUCAUAUAAAGACUUGUGAUUCUUCCCCAUCUUAUCUUUUUCCUAUCAUAUUCAUCUGCAACAACACCCUCAAAUUUCAUUUAAGAUAUUUAUACUUAUAUGGAGCAUGGACACCUUCAUCAUAUCAGUGGUAGUUUGGAUAGCAUAGCCAGCGGAGGUGGCGGCGCCAGUGACAGGAUUUUGCAAUGGAGUGUCCAAGAAACGCGCGAUUUCCUGAUGAUACGCGCAGAAAUGGAUCAGAAUUUUGUGGAAACAAAACGUAAUAAGCUUCUAUGGGAAGUGACGUCGAGAAAGAUGAUGGAUCGCGGGUAUAAUCGCAGUGCUGAGCAGUGCAAAGCUAAAUGGAAGAACCUUGUGACACGUUAUAAGGGUUGUGAGACGAUGGAAGAUGAACUUAUGAGGCAACAAUUUCCAUUCUACAAUGAUUUGCAAGCGAUUUUCGAAGCUCGAAUGCAGAAGAUGCUAUGGAUGGAAGCAGAGGGCCUAGUGAGCGGAUCUAAAAAGAGAGUAACACAUUUAUCUUCAGAUGAGGACGAUGACGAUGACAAUGAAGAAAGCGGUCUAGAAAGAAUACACAGUGGCAAGAACAAGAAAAAGAAGUCUAUAAAGAGUAGCAAUGGAAACAAUCCUAGUGGUAGUACUUCUAGUAACACCAAGGAGAUACUCGAGGAAUUCAUGAAGCAACAAAUGCAAAUAGAGAUGCAAUGGAUGAAAACAUUCGAAGAAAAAGAAGAAGAGAGGAGACUGAAGGAGAUCGAAUGGCAACAAAGGAUGGAGUCCCUCGAGAACGAAAGAAUAAUGUUGGAACAAAGGUGGAGAGAGCGCGAAGAACAACGGAUGAUGAGAGAAGAAGCAAGAUCUGAAAAACGUGACGCGCUUCUUAAUGCCUUGUUUGACAAGCUUAAUAGGGAAGGAAUGUAAUUCAAGUUCAUUAUUCAUUAUUUUGGUUUUAAUGGUUACAAUUUUCUUUAUAAUAAUUUAAAGUUUUAUCGCUCACAAAAUAGAUUACAUAAAGUCGAG